Messenger RNA from Syngnathoides biaculeatus (alligator pipefish), 2007 nucleotides. It is a transcript of the gene six4a, whose product is annotated as SIX homeobox 4a. The record is from RefSeq and is a predicted model, not a curated record. Gene Ontology annotation, biological process: regulation of transcription by RNA polymerase II. NCBI's taxonomy places the organism in Eukaryota, Metazoa, Chordata, Actinopteri, Syngnathiformes, Syngnathidae. Gene Ontology annotation, cellular component: transcription regulator complex; nucleus. The coding region runs from base 1 to 2007 and encodes 668 amino acids. The transcript has 3 exons. Gene Ontology annotation, molecular function: RNA polymerase II cis-regulatory region sequence-specific DNA binding; DNA-binding transcription factor activity, RNA polymerase II-specific.
AUGUCUUCUUCUUCAGCCGGAGAAGUCACAAGAGCAAAUGACAUCAAGAGGGAAAAUGUGAAGGAGGCGGACAAGCAGGAGUGCAUCAAGCUCGUGUCGCUGGAGGCGGCGGAAUUGCCCAUGGAGAGAACGGCGCCCAACGCGGACGUAGUACGCACGGAGCUGCUCGUGAGCGCUGCCUCCUCGCUGGCCUUCUCUCCCGAGCAAGUGGCGUGCGUGUGCGAGGCUCUGCAGCAGGGGGGCAACGUGGACCGCCUGGCCCGCUUCCUUUGGUCCCUGCCCCAGAGCGACCUGCUGCGCGGCAACGAAAGCAUCCUGAAAGCCCAAGCCCUCGUCGCCUUCCACCAGGCUCGAUAUCAGGAGCUGUACAGUAUUUUGGAGAACCACAGCUUCAGCCCGUCCAACCACACCUUCCUGCAGGAUCUGUGGUACAAGGCCCGCUACACAGAGGCGGAGAAGGCACGGGGGAGACCCCUGGGCGCCGUGGACAAAUACAGGAUCCGUAGAAAGUACCCUCUCCCUAGGACUAUUUGGGACGGCGAGGAAACGGUGUACUGCUUCAAGGAGAGGUCCCGGAACGCACUGAAGGAUCUGUACAACCAGAACCGGUACCCCUCUCCGGCCGAGAAGCGCAAUCUCGCUAAGAUUACGGGACUCUCCUUGACCCAGGUCAGCAACUGGUUCAAGAACAGGAGGCAGAGAGACAGAAACCCGUCCGAGGCUCAGUCCAAAAGUGAAUCUGAUGGGAAUCACAGCACAGAGGAUGAGUCCACCAAAGGCCAAGAAGAAUUGUCACCUCGGCCUCUCUCGAACUCUUCAGACGGUGUCAUCACACAUGGGACACUUCCAAUUCAGUCAGGGGCUCUGGACAGUGGGGUGGUCAUCCAGCAAAUCGGGGACAUCAAAAUGCCUCCAGGAUCCAACAGUGGGGGUCUCUACAAUGGAAGUCUGGUCACCAACAGUGCCUCCUCUGCGGCGUUUCACAACGGCGGCUCAUCUUACCUCCACUCACCCGGGAACAUUCUCUUCAACGGGCUCAAUUUGGGCAUCCAGCCUCUGGCUUUCAACUCUCUGAGGCCGACUGGAGGGGUUCUGCUGGGUGGUUCCGGAGUGGACAUGCAAGAGAAAGGACUGGGAGGCUCUCCUGAGGACUCUGGCCUGCAGUACACCUCCCCCUACUCAGGCUGCGUGAACGGCGGGCCCGUGAAACUGGAGGGGGUUCACACCAUGGCCGCCCAGAACGGAGGCUCCUCCGUGUUGACCUUCAGCUCCUCGCUGGGCGGCUACAGCCUGGUGCAGGUACCCGGCGGAGUGUCUGACAGUGAUGGAAGCUCACUUCUUAACAGCGAUGUGGGCCUUCCUCCCCUGCAGCUCUCUUCCUCCUCCUCUUCCUCCUCGCUCACACAAGGUACAAUACCUCUGAACGAUGUCCCAGUGAGCUCAUCCAGUGACGAGUCCUUCCAGCGGCAGGACAAGCUGACCAUGACCUCCUUGCAUCACAGCACAGUCCUCUACGGUAUGAACGACGUCAACCAGCCGCCCAUCAAGAAGGAGCCUCUGGAGGGAGGUGUCUAUUCCUCGUACCACCACGGGCUCCACCUGGACCCGAACGGGCAGAUCGGCUACUCCACCCUUGGCUCCGAGGAGCCUUCAUCCACCCAGGUCCCGGUCUCCGUCACCGCCGCCACCUCGUCCAACCCCGAGGUCUACACCACGCUCACCGUCAGCACGCCCCUUAUGGCCCAAACGAACCCGAGCGCUCACCACCUCCAGCCCGCCGAGUACCUCAGGGGACACGAGGUCAGGGCGGCCCAGCCUUCACACCUCAUGGGCCCCUGCAUGGACAACGACUACAUGAGCCUGUCAGAGAACAAGGUGGACGGCACGGGGCCGCCCAGCGUGACAGACAUGGUGCGGGUCAUGUGCGGCAACAUGGAGCCCGAGGAGGAGAAGGAGCUAGCCAAACUACAGACAGUGCAGAUGGAUGAAGACAUGGGUGACCUUUAA